Ochotona princeps (American pika) is the source of this 2640-nucleotide messenger RNA. It is a transcript of the gene ADRA1B, whose product is annotated as adrenoceptor alpha 1B. Gene Ontology annotation, cellular component: membrane. The record is from RefSeq and is a predicted model, not a curated record. Lineage: Eukaryota; Metazoa; Chordata; Mammalia; Lagomorpha; Ochotonidae. The transcript has 2 exons. Bases 560 to 2116 code for a protein of 518 amino acids. Gene Ontology annotation, biological process: regulation of cardiac muscle contraction; cell-cell signaling; phospholipase C-activating G protein-coupled receptor signaling pathway. Gene Ontology annotation, molecular function: alpha1-adrenergic receptor activity.
GUGGAGGGGCCACGGCCAGCCUCCCUGCUGCCUGGAGUGGCGGAGUCGGGGCUGCGCAGGCCUUUGCUGGACCCGCAUUGCCCCCUAGUGCCGCGCAGAGUCAGGGUGCCGGGCUCCCCCGCCUGAUGUCACCGGCGUGCAGUCAGCCCAGAGGCGGCUCAUUGACAGCAGACCCUCCUCGGCGCUCGCUGGGCGGAGGAGGCGCCGCGGUGCAGAGCCGCCGCGGGCCGGCCGUUGCCGGGCGCCCCUGGCCCUGCUGCCCCCUCCCGCCUGCGCCCGCCAGCCCGGCGCGCCUGCCGCGGACCAUUAAACUUGGAGCUGCCGCCUCUUCCCCUCUUCUCCUUCUUCUCCUUCUCCUCCAGCAGGCGACCUAGCGGCUCGGUGCAGGCAAGGGACGUGCUGUCGCCAGAGCUGGACUGCCCUGGGGACAUGACUUCUCAGAAGGCCGUCCCUGCGAAGAAGAUCACAAGCAGAGCAAAGUUUCAGGGCAGCUGAGGAGCCUUCGCCGCAGCCCUUCACCCCCAAUCACCCCCGCUGGCUAUGGAGGGCGGACUCUAAAAUGAAUCCCGAUCUGGACCCCGGCCACAACACAUCAGCACCUGCCCACUGGGGAGAGUUGAAAAAUGCCAACUUCACUGGCCCCAACCAGACCUCAAGCAACUCCUCUCUGCCCCAGCUGGACGUCACCAGGGCCAUCUCCGUGGGCCUGGUGCUGGGCGCCUUCAUCCUCUUUGCCAUUGUGGGCAACAUCCUAGUCAUUCUGUCUGUGGCUUGCAACCGGCACCUGCGCACACCCACCAACUACUUCAUCGUCAACCUGGCCAUCGCCGACCUGCUGCUCAGCUUCACUGUCCUGCCCUUCUCCGCUGCCCUGGAGGUGCUCGGCUACUGGGUCCUGGGGCGCAUCUUCUGCGACAUCUGGGCAGCCGUGGACGUCCUAUGCUGCACAGCGUCCAUUCUGAGCCUGUGCGCCAUCUCCAUCGAUCGCUACAUUGGGGUGCGCUACUCUCUCCAGUACCCCACGCUGGUCACCCGGAGGAAGGCCAUCUUGGCGCUCCUCAGUGUCUGGGUGUUGUCCACUGUCAUCUCCAUUGGGCCUCUGCUUGGCUGGAAGGAGCCAGCGCCCAAUGAUGACAAGGAAUGCGGGGUCACCGAAGAGCCCUUCUAUGCCUUCUUCUCCUCCCUGGGCUCCUUCUACAUCCCACUGGCCGUCAUUCUGGUCAUGUACUGCCAAGUCUACAUCGUGGCCAAGAGGACCACCAAGAACCUGGAGGCAGGGGUCAUGAAAGAGAUGUCCAAUUCCAAGGAGCUGACCCUGAGGAUCCACUCCAAGAACUUUCACGAGGACGCCCUCAGCAGUACCAAGGCCAAGGGUCACAACCCCAGGAGUUCCAUAGCUGUCAAACUUUUUAAGUUCUCCAGGGAAAAGAAAGCAGCCAAGACCUUGGGCAUCGUGGUUGGUAUGUUCAUCUUGUGCUGGCUUCCCUUCUUCAUCACCCUCCCACUAGGCUCCCUGUUCUCCACCCUGAAGCCCCCCGACGCCGUGUUCAAGGUGGUCUUCUGGCUGGGCUACUUCAACAGUUGCCUCAACCCCAUCAUCUACCCGUGCUCCAGCAAGGAGUUCAAGCGCGCCUUCGUGCGCAUCCUCGGGUGCCAGUGCCGUGGUCGCCGCCGCCGCCGGCGCCGUCGCCGCCUGGGCGGUUGCGCCUACACCUACCGGCCGUGGACGCGCGGCGGCUCGCUGGAGCGCUCCCAGUCGCGCAAGGACUCGCUGGACGACAGCGGCAGCUGCCUGAGCGGCAGCCAGCGGACCCUUCCGUCGGCCUCACCCAGCCCGGGCUACCUGGGCCGCGGAGCGCCGCAGGCCGUCGAGCUGUACGCUUUCCCGGAGUGGAGGGCGCCCGGCGCCCUGCUCAGCCUGCCCGCCUCCGAGCCCGCCGGCCGCCGCAGCCGCCACGACUCGACUCAGCUCUUCACCUUCAAGCUCCUGGCAGACCCAGAGAGCCCAGGCACGGACGGGGGCUCCAGCAACGGUGGCUGCGAGUCUGCGGCCGACGUAGCCAAUGGGCAGCCUGGCUUCAAAAGCAACAUGCCGCUGGCACCCGGGCACUUCUAGGGAGUGGGGGACCCUCUUCCUACCCCGGGGAAGGCAAUCCUGGUGGAGAGAGGAUGGUGCCCACGCCGGGGUUAUGGGGAUUACGGGGAGGGGGAGGGGGAAGGGGACUAGGAGAGGGGGACAGCUGCUUAUCUGGCAGGGGCAUGGGUGCCAGGUACAGCAUGGAGAGCUAGGCCUAGCAUGCUGAGAGCCUGGGGGCACCCCUCACCUGCUGGGAUGACGUCUCUCUCUCUCUAAUACCCCCACCCCUGUACAUAUAAGUCCCCUCUCUACAUGUAUUUAACUGUGGGUACACGUAUGUGUGUGUGUCUGUGUGGUGUGCGUGUGGCCUGCAUGUGAGCGCGUGGGGUGGGGGGUGGGGAUGUCCGCCCAAGUGCGGGCUGAGCGAGUGUGCGCCCAGGAGAGGGAGGGCGCUAUGUGUCUCGUGACUCCGUACCUCUCCGGCCCCUCCCUGUUCCUCACGAAUUGAUGGCACUUUGAUGGGGGCUGGAAAACAAAGAACAUUAAAGAUCAUUUCUCCUGUG